AUGCGUGAGAAAUCGAUGCAGUGGCACGAAUCUGCCGCAGACGACGACGCGGGCGUCGAGCGUCGACGCGGACGCGCGAACGAGCGCGUCGAUCGCGUCAUGCCGUUCGCGCCGCGUAAACGACCGAGCGGCGCGGCGUCGGGGGCGCGGAAGCGCGUUGAAGAUGAUUCCGUCGGUGGUGAAAAGAUGGAGAAAACCGACGAGCGGGACGCGCGCGAGCUCGACGAGAGAGCGACGACGAAGGGCGCGUCGUUUGCGUCGGGAAAGAACCGCGUCGCGGGCGCUCGGGCGUCUUUGUUAUCGUUCGAGGACGACGGCGGUGGCGCGGAGGCGGCGGCGGAGGCGGCAAAGGCGAAGACGAAGAAGAAACGGUCGAUCGCGGCGCCGGCGCCGCGAGUGAGGGAGGUGGAGAGAGAAACAGUGAGGACAUAUGACGUGGAAUCGUUGAGGGCGCUCGCGGCGGCGCAGCGCGCGAAGGAGGCGGAGGCGGUGCGAGAGGCGGAGGCGAAGGAGGCGUGGACGCCGCGGGCGCCGCCGAGGGACGAGGACGAUGGUAAUUCGGGGAUCCCGGACGCGAAGACGAUCGCGGAGGUAAAAUCGAAGCGAGAGGCGGCGAGACGCGCGAUGGCAGGACGAGAGGGAGCGGAUUACAUCGAUUUGGGCGACGGUCGGGGACGGGAUGGAACGCGCGCGGAGAAACCGUCAAUCGACUCUGUCGUCGAGGGUGAGGACGACGAGGAGUUCGAGCGUGCGCAGUUGCGCCGCGUGUUCAGGGAUGAGCCGGAGAUGCGAAAGAGCGCGCAGAGCGUGGCGCGCGAUACGAUGAAGCGCAAAGAAGCCAACGUGUCCAUCGAGAAGGCCGGACUCGAAGCGUUUGAGAGCCUGAAACGCGCGCUCGAGGCUUCAGUGUCAACAAGCGAGACGGCGAGGAAGGAGGCGACGCGCGCAGAUGAAAACGCGGCGAAGAGUCAGAGUGCUUUGGCAUUUUAUGAAAAAGAACUCAAGAGCGCGGGAGAACGGUAUGUGUACGCGCAAAAGUUGCGAGAUUAUUUCAAAGACGCGUGUGCAAUGAUGCAGGACAAGAAGCUCAUUGUGGAAGAGUUGAUGGAACAUUACAGCAAGUUUCACGUGGCGAGAGCUCGGGCGUUGACGCAGGCGAUGAAUGAUGAGUUCGAAGAGAGCACCAUUGAGGCCGAGGCGGCGGCCGAGGCGGCGCACGCGGUGUUUCAGCGAGGAGGAUCUCAGAGCGACGCCAAGAUAGCGGCUUCGACGGCGGUUCAGGACGCAGUGCUGAAGGGGCUGGUGGAAGAGAAACUGGAUGAUAUGGGCAGAGACGUGAACAUGCUCAUGAGAGAAAAAGCAGAGGCGCGGUCGAAGCGGCGUCAGUCGUCGAGCGAGGCCGUGCGCGUGGUUGAAGACGAGCGCGAAGUGGAGCUGUUUCACAAAGAUUGGUCGGAAGCGCAAGACGCCGCACUUGCGAUGUUCAAGGAUGCCUCAGACGAUCUCUCCACGUUGACCGCCGUGAAGAAGCAUGCAGAGGAUUGGAAGCGCACACACUUGGCUUCAUACAAGAGUACGUACAUGUCGGCUUCCGUACCACACCUUUUCGCACCAUUCGUGCGCUUAGAGCUCAUCGCGUGGUCUCCGCUGUUCCCGCCGGCAGACGCAAAGGCGCCCGCCUCGCUGGACUCCAUGUCGUGGUACGCUCAACUCUUCGACUAUGGCAUGGUUGAUGGUUCCUUCGACGAGGGCGACGAGGAUGCGAAUUUGCUUCCGAAGAUUGUCGAGCACCUCGUGUUGCCCAUUGUUUCCGACGCCGUGGAACAGUGGUGGGAGCCAAGAGAUCCCGCGCAGUCUCGAGCGUUGGCGUCCACGCUUCGUGACGUUCUUGUCUACGUCGAGCCAAACUCUUGCGAAGAGGCGCGAGAGGUCGUCAUCGCCGUCCGACGUCGUCUCAAGCAGUGCGCGGAGGCAUGCACGAUUCCCACAUACGCACCAGCAGUCACCGCGUGCGCUCCGGACGCGGCGCGUCAUGCUGAGUCUCGGUUCCGUCUCGCUGUUGACGUAAUCAAGAGCGCGCUCGCGUUCGACGGUGUGGUCGAACGCGACGCACUCGACCGAAUCGUGUUCGAUGGCGUCAUCGCCGCACACAUUGCGCCGUUCGUUCGUCUGCAACUCUUCCAUCCUGCGGCGUGCGCGGGUUCGCUCGCUGCCAUUGUCGACGCCCUCGGCGCGUCCACCGGUCGUGCACCGCCCUCCGUGGACUCUCUACGCGAAAUCACGCGCGCACUUGUCGCCGCCACCAAGGCUUCGGACCAAACCGACGACGGAACCGCGACGACCAUCGCCCGCGUCGCCGUCGCUCUCGGCGCCUGA
This is a messenger RNA of Ostreococcus tauri, 2376 nucleotides long. Its product is annotated as GC-rich sequence DNA-binding factor domain. Gene Ontology annotation, molecular function: DNA binding. The record is from RefSeq and is a predicted model, not a curated record. The coding region runs from base 1 to 2376 and encodes 791 amino acids. Gene Ontology annotation, biological process: mRNA splicing, via spliceosome. Gene Ontology annotation, cellular component: nucleus. Lineage: Eukaryota; Viridiplantae; Chlorophyta; Mamiellophyceae; Mamiellales; Bathycoccaceae. The transcript has a single exon.